Molecule: messenger RNA, 1319 nt
Organism: Lacerta agilis (Sand lizard)
Lineage: Eukaryota; Metazoa; Chordata; Lepidosauria; Squamata; Lacertidae
Gene: HOXB9
Product: homeobox B9
Exons: 3
Coding region: 361-1266 (301 amino acids)
Biological process (GO): DNA-templated transcription; regulation of transcription by RNA polymerase II; proximal/distal pattern formation
Cellular component (GO): nucleus
Molecular function (GO): RNA polymerase II cis-regulatory region sequence-specific DNA binding; DNA-binding transcription factor activity, RNA polymerase II-specific
Source: RefSeq, a predicted model, not a curated record
GGGGAUGUCCGUAGAAGCCAUGUCCAUCUGGGAUUGGCUAGCCCGCCGGAAGUGGCUCGGCGGACGCAUUUUCUAACAGAUAAGUCCAUUGCUCGAGACCUUUUCCCUUAAACAUUCUCUUUCUCUUGCACACGCACACACAGUGGCUCGGUAUAUUCCAUCAUUUUUUCGCCAAGCUCCUGCCUGGAGGGUGUUCUCUUCGCAACUUUCCUGUAACCCGCACACCCUAUAGGAUAAUAGUUGGGUUUCAGAACCCCAUAUUUACACUCUAGUCUCUCCUUGCCAAAGCCUCAUACUGCAAUUUGUGUUGGCUUGAGGUGAGGUGGGGGCAGUGGACAGUAGUUCUAUGGGGGAAGAGGCAUGAACAGCCACCAGUCCGGACUGCGGUUCCUUCCACCUCCUUCACACCAUCCAGGUUGGAGAAGUCACCAUCCCCACCAUGAGUUCCUCCCUCCGAAGAUCAGCUCGUCUUGCUUGUACGCUUCGAGGAGAAAAGACCAGGAAUCCUCUUGCUUGGAAUUCGAGGCCGAGAAAUUUCCUCCGACCCCUCUCCAGCCAGAAGUUCCUCCUCUCCCCGGGCUGGGGAUGAAAGAACCGGCUUUCUCCGUCCGCCAAUGCGGUCCUCCGCAGACAGCCUUCGCGGCCAAUUCCCUUCCACAGCCGUCUUUGGGCAUCUUUCCUCCGCCGUCACCUUGCGAAGAAUUAACUUCCGCCGCCGCCGCCGCCGCCAACGGGACUCUACACCGCGGGAGUCCUUCACCUUCUCCUCCUGCCUUCGUGGACAAAAGAGAGUACGAGGUGUCUAUCCUAUUGAAACCUAACUAUGGACCAGGGGAGAGCAAAGGAGAAGCAGGGGAGGAAGCGGAGGAGAAAAUUUUAUUGCAGAAAGCUUCGUCUUUAGAUCUAUCUAAAAGAGACAAAACUUCACCAGCCCCGGGACUGAAGAUAGAUAAAAAUCUUACCCAAGAACCCUGCUCGAUUCCAGAGGCCCAGGCUGCCCAAGGGCGUCCUGUGCAAUCUAGCUUAGAAGGUAACCCUGCAGCCAACUGGUUGCACGCUCGCUCUUCCCGGAAGAAACGAUGCCCCUACACGAAGUACCAGACCUUGGAACUGGAGAAGGAGUUUCUGUUCAAUAUGUACCUCACCAGGGACCGUAGACACGAAGUGGCCAGGCUCCUCAACCUGAGCGAGAGACAAGUCAAAAUCUGGUUUCAGAACCGAAGGAUGAAGAUGAAGAAAAUGAACAAGGAGCAAGGGAAAGAAUGAAGCUUUCCUUCUCCCUUUCCACACCCCUCCCUCUUCUCACCCCCAAUUUUGGC